UUAAAGACAUCAAUCUCUUUCACGAAAUACUCUUUUAAUCCAUCAUAAUGCUUUUAAAAAAUACAUCGAAAGAGAAUGCCUCGUAGAAUGCAUCACGUGUGAUGCACGGACGUCUUGCAUGCAACAUACAUCGUACAUACAAUGUAUGGGACAAUGAAAUUGUUGAGAAAUUGGGUGACGUACUCGCAAUUUAUGACGGUGAUCAAAACUGCCGCGUGCGGGCGUCAGAGUGUGUUUCUACCCAUUUCUACCACUUCUGUGGCGACUAUAUACCGGAUCACAUUCGCAUCGCGUGGCAUCAGCCGUCAGUCGAGUCCAAUCGAGUCUCGGGUAGUCUCGAGUCGCAAACAGCGCGGAUGUUAUCUUUUUCCUAUAUCCUUUUUCUUCUCAUAUCGCGUCGAAUUCUCAAGAAAAAAAUCAUCGGAUGUUUUUCUUUGAACAUAAAUAAUUCAUUUAGAGAAUCGCCCAUAUUCCAGGUGCAAAUUAAAAGAGUUUUGCAACACUAUGAUAAAUCAUCAACUGGUCAAGAUGGGCUUCAAUUUGUCUUCCUCGAUUUUCAUCGUCCUCUUGUUCAAGUUUAUUACGCACGGCUUGCCAAUGCUAGAGGAAGAACUUUACGAAGGUAGUCACUGCAAGCUGGAGAACGGCAAGACGGGCGUGUGCAAGAAAAUAUACGAGUGCCCAUCCAAAUUACGAGACGUGAUAGAGGGUAAAAGGAGCUCAGAUUCGACGGGACGUUGCGGCUUCGAGGACUUCACGGAGAUCGUCUGCUGCCAGUACAACAUCACGGACAAGAUAGGGCUUCGGCCAGCGGAGAUAGCAUGCCGGCAAUACGAGAACGAGAUCGGAACAAGUAGCAAAAGAGCGAUAACGGAGAACAAGGUGGAGUUUCACAUAUUCAGCGGCAUGAGAGCCGAGCGCGGAGAAUUCCCGUAUAUGGUCGCUCUGGGAUACGAGAAUGAAGACGAGGGCGACGAGAAUCCGGACGCUAUCAAGUACAACUGCGGCGGCACGUUAAUCUCGUCGCAAUAUGUACUUACCGCCGCUCACUGCGUGAACAGCGUGCAGGAGAAAGUACCGAUAGAGGUAAAGAUCGGCAACGAGGAUCUAAAGAGUGCGGACGACGAUGCGCAACGAAUUCCCAUAAUCGACGUGAUAACGCAUCCGCGUUACAAGCGCAGCAUGAAUUACAACGACGUGGCCAUCCUGAAAUUAAAGACGCCUGUACGUAUGACGAGUAACGUGAGGCCGAUCUGCAUCCAAACGAAAUCUCUCACCACUAUGGAUAUGUCGACGAACGUAUCGUUCAUCGUGAUCGGUUGGGGCGCUACCAGUUUCACCGACGACGGCAGCAUCAUGUUGAUGAAGACGCCGAGUCUCAGGUGCGAGAAAAUAAAAAAUACAUACCUUAGAUGGGAAAUUUUGGAAUACGGAUUAGCGAGAACACAAUCUGGCAGCCCUGCAGCUGAUUUCUGCUUCACGUACGCAUGUAUGUAUACUUGUUUGUCAUUGCUCGCAAAUGACCUAUCAAUCGGCGGAAAGAUAAAAGAUGGUAUACUGCCGGAAAGAAUCAUGGAAACGGCAGAGGAUCUCUUGACAGCGAAGAAUCAGAGCGAUCUGACAUUAAAGACAGAUACCGAGUUAAAAGAAUCUGUUUACGAUUUGCUAAGGACAAUUAAGGAUCCGGAGAAACCGCAAACCUUGGAGCAACUGGACGUUGUCUAUGAAGAUUGUAUAACCAUUUGCCACAGCACACCUGGAGGGGUCUCUGUAAUUCGCGUGGAAUUCAAUCCUACAGUACCUCACUGCUCAUUGGCAACUCUCAUAGGAUUGUGUAUUCGUGUCAAAUUGGAACGUCAUUUGGUAGCAUUGUUUAAAUUAGAUAUAUAUAUCAAAGAGGGUGCACAUUCCACUGAACAAGAAAAUUUAGAGAAUCGCCCAUAUUCCAGGUGCAAAUUAAAAGAGUUUUGCAACACUAUGAUAAAUCAUCAACUGGUCAAGAUGGGCUUCAAUUUGUCUUCCUCGAUUUUCAUCGUCCUCUUGUUCAAGUUUAUUACGCACGGCUUGCCAAUGCUAGAGGAAGAACUUUACGAAGAUAGUCACUGCAAGCUGGAGAACGGCAAGAUGGGCGUGUGCAAGAAAAUAUACGAGUGCCCAUCCAAAUUACGAGACGUGAUAGAGGGUAAAAGGAGCUCAGAUUCGACGGGACGUUGCGGCUUCGAGGACUUCACGGAGAUCGUCUGCUGCCAGUACAACAUCACGGACAAGAUAGGGCUUCGGCCAGCGGAGAUAGCAUGCCGGCAAUACGAGAACGAGAUCGGAACAAGUAGCAAAAGAGCGAUAACGGAGAACAAGGUGGAGUUUCACAUAUUCAGCGGCAUGAGAGCCGAGCGCGGAGAAUUCCCGUAUAUGGUCGCUCUGGGAUACGAGAAUGAAGACGAGGGCGACGAGAAUCCGGACGCUAUCAAGUACAACUGCGGCGGCACGUUAAUCUCGUCGCAAUAUGUACUUACCGCCGCUCACUGCGUGAACAGCGUGCAGGAGAAAGUACCGAUAGAGGUAAAGAUCGGCAACGAGGAUCUAAAGAGUGCGGACGACGAUGCGCAACGAAUUCCCAUAAUCGACGUGAUAACGCAUCCGCGUUACAAGCGCAGCAUGAAUUACAACGACGUGGCCAUCCUGAAAUUAAAGACGCCUGUACGUAUGACGAGUAACGUGAGGCCGAUCUGCAUCCAAACGAAAUCUCUCACCACUAUGGAUAUGUCGACGAACGUAUCGUUCAUCGUGAUCGGUUGGGGCGCUACCAGUUUCACCGACGACGGCAGCAUCAUGUUGAUGAAGACGCCGAGUCUCAGUCUCGUAGAUAGAGAGUCGUGCGCCAAGUCGUUCAACGGUUUCAGCAAAUUGCCCCGCGGCUUGGACGACAAUAUGCUAUGCGUAUUGGACACCAAUGUUACGAGAAGAUCGGACGCGUGUCAAGGCGAUAGCGGCGGGCCCUUGCUGAUGUUCACCGGACCCAAUUACAGCAUUGUGGGAAUCACAGCGUUCGGGCAAAGUUGCGGUGGAUCCGUACCGGGGGUUUACACAGCGGUUUAUCCCUAUUUGGAGUGGAUCGAAAGACAAGUCUGGCCGGAAAUAAACGACGAACAGUAGAUGAGUCAUGAGUCACGACUCGACCAACUUAAGUUUCAACGAGUUUCACUCUCGUUUAUGUGACUUUCAACUCGACGACGCAAUUUAGAUACUUUAAUAUCGUUCAUAAUGUCGUUACGAGAAUCUAGUCUGAUGCUAUUGCGUGAAAGAAGUAUACUAUAAUGUAGCAUUCAUUACAUUCUUCAAUUUUCAUCUCUUGUCUUACUUUUGUGACUUUAACGAGUUUUAUACUUUUAUAUUUGCAACUUCAUUCGAGAGUAACGUCUUCCUCUAUGUGUGUAUGUGCCUUAAUAAGAUAUUGUGAAUAUAUUCCGUUGAUUAUAGUUUUACUUUGAAAACCUUUCUGCGAAAACAAAUUGACAACGUUCAAAUCGUUCAAUUGAAUAACGGUCGAUGGCGAGGAAUUUUUCCCGUAAAUAUAAAAAUGACCGACAAGAGAGAAGAGGAGAAAAAGGAGGAUGACGAACGUCUCGAAUAUCUUUAUAAGUAUUUAGUGUUAUCGAGAAAAAUUAAACUCGACAAAUGGAUAAAGAUGUUAACAAACGAGGAAUACAAGGUGCAAUAUAUAUAUAUAUAUAUAUAUUUUUUUUUUGUUUCCCUCCUUAAAUCUUAACCUUUAAUCGCUCGCGUAAAUUAAACGCAAAUUUACAUACACUGUGAUUUGAGACAUGUUAAGGCAAUAUAAUAUACAUUCCGUGAUUCCAACAAUUUUUAAAACUGCAGUAUACUAUAAAUAACAAUUAUCAGAAAAUUAAUCU
Messenger RNA from Formica exsecta, 3911 nucleotides. RefSeq lists its product as uncharacterized. The coding region runs from base 505 to 3153 and encodes 882 amino acids. The record is from RefSeq and is a predicted model, not a curated record. Lineage: Eukaryota; Metazoa; Arthropoda; Insecta; Hymenoptera; Formicidae. Gene Ontology annotation, molecular function: serine-type endopeptidase activity. Gene Ontology annotation, biological process: proteolysis. The transcript is spliced from 14 exons.